AUGAAAGCUAAGAAUCAUAACUCUUGCCAUAUGUUUACAAAAGAUGAUGAUGAAAUGUUGACGAAAAUAACUGAAGAAUACAUGAAACUACAUAAGCAUAUCAAUUGGGAUGAUAUUUCAAAACAAAUGGUAAACAAAAACCCUCGUCAAUGUAAAGAUAGAUGGUUUUACUAUUUGAAUGACAAGAUUGAUAAGAGUCCUUUUACUCCAACAGAAAAUUACAUACUAUUAUGGUCAAUUAAUCAAAUUGGUAUGAAAUGGACUCAAUUAACCCAGUUAUUCCCAAAUAGAACAGAUAUAACAAUCAAAUCACAAUACAGAAAGUUGAUGCGUCGUAAUGCAACACUAGAAAAUGUAUUUACUUUAGAUACAGAAAAAUAUUAUAAACAACCAAGAAAAGAUGAAGAUGAUGAAAACAUCAGAUCAUUAAAUGAAUUGGAUCAAUUAUUUGCUACAUUUGAAACUGAAUUUAUUUCAAUUUAA
Molecule: messenger RNA, 483 nt
Organism: Trichomonas vaginalis G3
Lineage: Eukaryota; Parabasalia; Trichomonadida; Trichomonadidae
Product: RNA polymerase II transcription regulator recruiting protein
Exons: 1
Coding region: 1-483 (160 amino acids)
Biological process (GO): regulation of DNA-templated transcription
Cellular component (GO): nucleus
Molecular function (GO): RNA polymerase II cis-regulatory region sequence-specific DNA binding; DNA-binding transcription factor activity, RNA polymerase II-specific
Source: RefSeq, a predicted model, not a curated record